GUUGCCUGUCACCUCCACCACUCGACAAGAUUAAUGGGGAAGGACUUGUGCUGCAGUCACUGGUCACGGAGAAACUGGACUGAAGUUUCCUCCUCCCAGUUAGCGACAUGAGACAACGGUCAGGCCAAACUGAAAGGCGGCACUCACAUUUGUGACAACAGAAACACAUUCCUGACUAACUUUCAUUGCCCUCGCUGUCUUCGGGUCAUUAGUUUUACUGCCGCAAGGACGUGCCCUGUGUGUCUGGUUACAGUCUGUAUAACAACAUGCUCUACGUGACUGGUUACAGUCUGCACAACGACAUGCUCUACGUGACUGAUUACAGUGUGUAUAACCCUGGCUCUACGUGACAGUAUGUACAAGGACGUGCUCUACGUGAUUGGCUACAGUCUAUACGACCUGUGAACAUCGUUACUGACCACAGCACUUUAUCCCAGGAAGAGAACAUGACAUACGUGACAGGCUACAUUCUACUCAAAUCUCAGCACCGGUACCAACCACAGCACUCCCCAGCACCGAUUGUGCACUAAAACAAGCCAGUGCCAAUCCCUACCCCCGAGAUUAGCACGUUAUAUAAUCAAUCUCGGUGUGCAAAACAAAGUCAGGGUUAGCGGAGGCCGCUGUAACCUGUGACCUUUACCUCCCUGUCCCGACCUCUUCCCUUGUUGCAGGUCACGACGGGUUGCUAGUCAGCGGCAGACAACUCCGCUCGACCGAGGCUGGCUGUCCCUGAACUAGUCAACUGUCAUAUGAAACUCCGUGGCUGUAGGUGUGCUGGCUACAUAUUGUGGUCCUCUGGAAUAUAGUGUGACUGUGUGAGUGGACAGCAAGCCCUAGGAAUAUUUAACAAGCAGUAUGAAGCCGGAUUUAGCAAAUUCAAGGCAAGAAUUUGCUAUGAAAUCUACAGACAUUUGUCUGCUGCUAAAGCAGCUUGAAGGAAAACAUUUCACUGACAGUGGAGUUCUGGAAAUGUUACAAGAUAUUCGCAAUAAGGUGAUGGCAACAAAAGGAGGAGUUCAGCGCUUAGUGAAAGCAGGUUGUGUCCCGUGCUUGGUCAGACUCUUUCAUCGUCAUGUGCAUGCAGAAGGAGUCAGAGACAAAGAGAGUCAAAGUGAGUGUGGAAUAAAUGUAGCUGUCAGCAUUUUGGCAAAUAUGUUCAUGGAUUCAGAGGCCAGAUCCCAGAUGAAAAAAGAUGGCAUAGAAACCCUUGUGACCAUUCUGAUGGACACCAGCAACGAAGAGGUACAGAUUCGCUGCAGCAGGGCUCUUGGAAAUCUUGCAAUGGAUACCUCGGCUGUAAAGACAAUAGCCCAGGCCAAGGCACUUCCAUGUUUAGUUAAACUCCUGAGAAUUCAAUACAUAGAGAAAGAUGAGGAGCUGGUGGACAGAAUAUUGCCUGUUUCAGAGUCUACACAUUCACAUGCUAGGCCUGCAGAGGUUGUGCAACAAGCAUCAGCUGAAAGACUUGAUGAUCCUGUCAUAGUGGAAAAGUUUCCAUCUGUGGCUUUGGUUCAGGCAGUCUGCAGAACUGUCAGAUAUCUUGCUGAUGAUGCCAGAGUUCGCACCCAGUUGGUGGAAGAAGGAGUGGUUGAAGCACUUGCUUUACUCCUCAAGGCUGAAAAGUCUGAGAUUGGUCAAUGCACUCUUCGUGCUCUUUUCCACUUCUGGACCAAAAUGAACAAACGAGUCACUGAGCGCAUGGCUUGUGAAGUUGCCCAAGCUGGUGCAAUCCCAAAUCUCAUGGAGCGAGUGAAAUCUGGGCUCAAUGAAACCUCACAACAGGCAUUUACUGUUCUUCUUCCACUGACUGAGCACCCCAGAACAGCUGCCCUUAUAGGGGCCUCAGGUGGUGUGACAUUUUUCCUCUCUCUUCAUGCAGAAUGUCAAAGCCAAUUUAAACAGACUGAUGUUGUGAGUGGCCUAUGCCACCUGGCAAGAGAAGCAGUCAAUCGUGUCAAAAUUCGAGAAGAAGCUGGACUGCGGGUAUUCCUGGAGACCCUCCAAGAUGAUAGGUUAAAGGCUGUUCAUGAUCGGGUCAUCAGCUGUCUGCUGAGCUUUCUGUAUGAUGAUGCCAGUCUUAACUCAAUGCUUCAUGAUGGUUUACUUGAUUUGCUGCUAAACCAUCUGCAGCGCUGCUGUGGCUAUUUGUCACAAAUGCCGGUCAACAUCCUGGAAGAUGCAGAGCUGCUGUUGACAGAAUCAGACCCUAAAGAUUGUCUUGCUGGCAGUCAUUUUGUUCCUGAACAAGAAGUAGGCUCAGAAUGUGGGAGGUCAUUGUAUGGCAACUAUUCACAUAUAAACCCUUCUGCAGAAGAAUUCACGCACUCCAAACAUCUACAUUCCUCUGUGCACCUUGAACUGAGGUCCCCAAAAAAAGUAAUAAAUGAGAAUGCUGUAGACUCUAAUGUUGAAAGCAUUCAGUCAGCUGUAGAGAAUAGUUCUGAAACUGCUGUAAAGCAAAGAAUGCAAGCCUUAGGACAAAGGGCAUCAAGCAAUAGUACUGAGGAAGAUGAAUGUGAAAACAGUGUGGACCAGCGAGACCCUACAUACAGCAUGAAUAGCCCUACAUAUGAAUCCAAAAGUACUUGGAGCAUGGAAGACUACCAUCAUGGUGUCACUCAUAAAUCAUUUGCUGGCAGUGGUUUUCCUUACUCUCCUGACUGGGACCGAUCAUCUCCUUUAAGUCCCUUAAGCACAGAUACUUACUAUUCUCCCACCCAUGUGGCUCAGUUUUCACCGCCUCAGUCCAGUUGUAUGUCACCUGCUGACACUGAUGCUGCUUUUUCACCUAUUUAUUCAUCUGGUGGGAGCAAAGAUGAUAUUUCUGAAUAUGGCGUACAUCAAGAAUGUGCUUCUCCGAAGACAGUUUUUGGGGAAAACCCUUUUCCCUAUAGUCAACAAAGACUGGCGUUGUCACAACAAAGUCUGAGUCCAUUAUCAUCAGAUUCACCUAUCUCCAAUAUAAAUUCAGGUGUUCUUUUAUUCUCGUCAUCAGAGGAUGAAGAUGAAUUUUUUGUAGAUGACACGCUGCAGAGCUGCAAUACACCUCCCCCAGUAGCCAGAAGAGAGCAGCAUGGUAGAGUCAACAUUAGGUCAGAAGAAUGUGAGAGUUUUCAGCAUAGGCCGACAGCAGAGUGCAAACAAAAGAGAAGAGACACUGAUUUAAUGACCUCAGGUCAUGUGUCCCAGCUGAUGACAGAACCAGGUAUGAAAUGUGAAGAGGCUGCCCAACAGCCACUCGGUUUGAUGCAUUGUGUCAAAAGAUUUCUGAAUAUGGAUCACAGUGAAAAUGAUUGUCUUGAUAAAGGAAAAGCUUCCAUGAUAUGUCAGCCAGGGAAAUAUGCCAGAACCUCCGAAACCAACAUUCUCAUUCUUUUAUCCAGAAUUUCAGUCUGGGAUGAUCCAAGUCAACUCCUGGCAAGGCCUGCAGUGAUCUCAUGUUUGGUGAACUAUCUGUCUCUGGCAAGUCAGCCGCAAGAUCGUUGUGAGCGGAUUAUGUCGAGAGUCAUGUCCAGCCCGAAGUGCUUGGCCAGCCUGCUGUCUAUGUGUGCCCCAGCUGUUAUUGUCAAAGGAUGCUUGUUGCAGCCAGCGAAGGGAGUGCUUGCUCAUUUUAAAAGUCUUGAUUCAUCACCCAGUACAAAGUUGCAACGUGGCACAACUCACUUUGUCAUGCAGGAAAAGGACACACUGCACUCAACUGUAAAUGAUGAUUGUUUCUCACCACAAGCCUGUGCCCAACACAUUCUUCUCUCUGUGGAGAUGGAGUCACAGGCAAGCACCCUCUUAGCUUGUGGCCAGGAUCAGGGACAAGUUUUGAAGUUGGCCAGGACUGGGCUUAAGCUGUUGAGCGAUUUGAGUUACCAGGCGAUGUCUCCAUAUGGGCAAGGCAUCAUCAAUAACACAUUGUUGCGCCGGUCACCACCUUAUCAACUGCUCUUUGCUAUCAGCCUACUUUUCCUGCUACCACAAUGGAGCACAGAAAAGCAAAGGAAACUUCUAUUUCACUUUGGAACGCUUGAGAAAAUUCUGUCUGCACUCUGCCGUUCACACCCUACCAGUCGAAUCACCAAAGAUGUAGCAGUAAUGGGACUUGUGUUUCUUCUUCAACAUCUGAAAGUGGCCUCUAGAUUUGAGGCACAAAAAACACGACAUCUGCUUCAGAGAGUUAUUGAUAAUAUGACAACUGAAGCUGAUAAUAAUAAAACUGACAAAGUCCCAGAAAGGGAAAUGAUUUGUCAGACCUUUGGUACUUCAGUGGAUCAUGAGUUCAAAGAAAUGGGAAAGCCUAUAACUACAUCACAGGAUGGAUUGCAAACAUCACUGAAAUCUCCUUGUGCCUAUGCUACUUCAGUGAAAGAUCUUCAGCUUGUGACAGGGAUGUGUGAGAAGAUACCUGUCAACAGAGAUGCCUUGAUAAGAAACUCAGCAAUGUUUGCAGCCAUGCUGAAGGGUAGUUAUGUGGAGUCAAAGCAGUCAGAAAUUACCAUUCAGAACACCAAUCCAGAAGCUCUCUGUUUUGUUCUGCAUUUUCUUCAUGGAUGCACAACAGAAUGCCAGGUGGUGUCCUACUUUGAGCAGAUGAGUUUUAGAGGCACAGGCCAGAGCCUGCAGAAUGUUUCUGAAAGCAGCAAAGACAAGAACAACAGGUGUAAUGCCUCAGAGCAGCAAAACACUUUACUCCUUUGCUACAAUGCAAUUUCCAUUGCAGAUCGCUUUCUUAUUCCCGAACUUGUACUGUACCUUGAUUGCGUGCUAAGCCAGCAGCUCCUAAAUGCGCCAAUCUCCAUAGAUGUUUUUAGGUUUGCUGUCUUUCAUGGCCUAACAGGUCUUGCUGAGGACAGCUUGCUCACCUUGCUCUUGUCACAUCAGCCCCUGGCAAAUAUAGCUGCACAUGUGAUAGACCUUGCUGAAGGUGAGACUGGCAGUGACCUAGUCAGUGCCAUGACAGGUCUCGUGAGGAGAUGCCUACCUCACACUGGCUAACCCAGAGCCAAAGGACAGGAGGAAGGGCAAUGUGGUUUUCAAGGAAAAUGUGCACACAGUACCUAUAUUCAGAGCCACUUGAAUCCCAGUUAGAAUAAGUGGAUCAAAUUAGGACUGGAAAUAAUAAAAGAUGCUUUUUAAACAUUCAGUUUUAUUUGAUAGGCAGUUAUCAGUUUAUGUUGACUGCUUUGAAAUAAAACUUAGUGGUAUAUUUGCAGUAGCUGUAUGGUAUGUGCACCAUUUCCUAGUGGUCCUCUUAUGUUCACAAAAAAGCCUACACCAUUUUCAUCUAAAGCUUGUCGCUUUUAAUUUUGCUCCCAGUCACCUCCCAUUGCACUAUUCUAAAACUCCCAGUGAGACUUUACAAGGACCACUGCUAAGGCACCAGAAUGCCAUCACUAGCUAUACCAGAAAUCAGCAGAACUUUCGUAUGUAAACCAAACAGAACUAAAGCUAUUGUUGAGUCAAAUGAUACCAAGAUGGCUUUCAAUACAUUUAUUUAUGGGAAAAAA
Pomacea canaliculata is the source of this 5495-nucleotide messenger RNA. RefSeq lists its product as uncharacterized. Bases 856 to 4983 code for a protein of 1375 amino acids. NCBI's taxonomy places the organism in Eukaryota, Metazoa, Mollusca, Gastropoda, Architaenioglossa, Ampullariidae. The record is from RefSeq and is a predicted model, not a curated record. The transcript has 7 exons. Gene Ontology annotation, cellular component: cytosol. Gene Ontology annotation, biological process: anatomical structure morphogenesis. Gene Ontology annotation, molecular function: protein binding.